Nerophis ophidion (straightnose pipefish) is the source of this 5887-nucleotide messenger RNA. RefSeq names its product TIMP metallopeptidase inhibitor 2a (gene timp2a). The transcript is spliced from 5 exons. Gene Ontology annotation, cellular component: extracellular matrix. Gene Ontology annotation, molecular function: metalloendopeptidase inhibitor activity; protease binding. Bases 260 to 922 code for a protein of 220 amino acids. The record is from RefSeq and is a predicted model, not a curated record. NCBI's taxonomy places the organism in Eukaryota, Metazoa, Chordata, Actinopteri, Syngnathiformes, Syngnathidae. Gene Ontology annotation, biological process: negative regulation of membrane protein ectodomain proteolysis; negative regulation of endopeptidase activity.
UGCGACGACGACAACAGUCCAGCAAGACUCCGCAGCAGCAGACACACAAACAAACAGCCAGCCAGCAUCGUCACUCUCCUCUCCGUCAGUCUUCCAGCAAAAGUCGUGCGUCUCGUCCACCGCGUCGUUGAGGUCCGGCGGAAAAAGAACAAUUGAAAGGAAAAACGAAUAACAAGCCGGAGACGCGAGGCAGCUUCCGGUCGUCGGGGCAUCCAUCGCAGCCAAGAGGGCGGACAAGAAGAAGCCGAGGUCUGCCACAAUGUUGCUGAGCGUCAACGGCGUCCUGUGCUCCCUGGCGCUGCUGCUCGUCUGGCGGGCAGAGGAGCUGGCGGAGGCGUGCAGCUGCGCUCCGGUGCACCCUCAACAGGCGUUCUGCAACGCCGACAUAGUGAUCCGAGCCAAGGUGGUGGGGGAGAGAGAGGUGGUUUCUGGGAACGACAUCUACGGCAACCCCAUCAAGAGGAUCCAGUACGAGGUCAAACAGAUCAAGAUGUUCAAGGGUCCCGAUCAAGACAUUGACACCAUCUUCACCGCCCCCAUGUCCGCCGUGUGUGGCGUCACCCUGGAUGCUGGCGGCAAGAAGGAGUACUUGAUCUCCGGCAAGUCCGACGCUGGCGGUCAAAUGCACGUGACGCUGUGUGAUUACAUCAUGCUCUGGGACUCCCUGAGCGCCACCCAGAAGAAGAGUCUGAGCCAGCGCUACCAGAUGAGCUGCGAGUGCAAGAUCGUGCGCUGUCCUUCGCUGCCCUGCGAGAUCUCGGCCCCUGAAGAGUGUCUGUGGACGGACCUGAUGAUCGAGAAGCAGGUCCAUGGUCGCCAGGCCAACCACUACGCCUGCGUCAAGCGGGCCGAUGGCUCCUGCUCUUGGUACCGCGGCGUGGCCCCGCCCAAAAAGGAGUUUCUGGAUGCCGAAGACCCCUAAAAAAAAGAAAAAGAAAAAAGAAGCCCUUUUUUCUGCCUGAACGUCAACUAAUCCCGUGGAAAACAGGCAACUUUUUUGAUUUAGAGGUGAAAAUGUGCUGUUGUGAGAAUAAUCUCUUGCCUCUUUGUGUCCUUUUGGGGUUAAAAAGAAUCUAAAAUGAGGGUAGUUUGUGGAGGUUGUUGUCAGUUGUGUGUUUAAAAACCAAUCAUGGGAUGUAGACUGGUCAGGUGAUGAUGUAACUUCCUCCUGAGGCUGGCGUCAGGAGGAGACAACAGCACUUCCUUCAAAAAAAAAAAAAAGCUCUUUAAGUAAGCCCUCACUCAUCCAUCACUGAUGACCUCAUUAUUAAUUUUAUCCAAAGCCCAAAUUCCAAGUUGCCUUUUUUGUCUUGUGAAAUGAUUGUCACACUCUGUUUUUUUUCCCCAUCUCAUUUCAUUUAGUGGUCAUUUUAGUAAAACCUCACUGGACCAGUCCAUGAUGUGUAUCGCAAUAUUGGGUUGCUCUCAUUUUCCAUCAAUUAAGGUAAAAGAGUUGCAAUUUCCCCGUUCUUUGCCACCUAAAUAUGUGCAUUAUGUGAACGUAACGCUGAUCAAAUACCGCGGGUGUCCCGGUCCGAUAUCAAACAUCAGCACAAAAACAAGUAUCAGAUGAUAGCGUCUAAAGCAGGGGUCACCAACCUUUUUGAAAGCAAGAGCUACUUCUUGGGUACUGAUUAAUGCCAAGGGCUACCAGUUUGAUACACACAUAAAUAAAUUGCCAGAAAUGGCCAAUUUGCUCAAUUUACCUUUAAUAAAUAAAUAAAUAUAUAUAUAUUAAAAAAUGGGUAUUUUUGUUUGUCAUUCCGUCGUACAUUUUUUUUCCUUUUACGGAACGUUUUUUGUAGAGAAUAAAUGAUGGAAAAAAACACUUAAUUGAACGGUUUAAAAGAGGAGAAAACAGGGGAAAAAAAUGAAAAUUAAAUUUUGAAACAUAGUUUAUCUUCAAUUUCGACUCUUUGAAAUUCAAAAUUCAACCAGAAAAAAGAAGAGAAAAAUUAGCUAAUUCGAAUAUUUUUGAAAAAAUUAAAAUAAUUUAUGGAACAUCAGUAGUAAUUUUUCCUGAUUAGGAUUGAUUUUAGAAUUUUGAUGACAUGUUUUAAAUAGGUUAAAAUCCAAUCUGCACUUUGUUAGAAUAUAUAACAAAUUGGACCAAGCUAUAUUUCUAACAAAGACAAAUCAUUAUUUCUUCUAGAUUUUCCAGAACAAAAAAAUUUAAAGAAAUUCAAAAGACUUUGAAAUAAGAUUUGAAUUCUAUUGUACAGAUUUUCUAGAUUUGCCAGAAUAUUUUUUUUGAAUUUUAAUCAUAAAUUUGAAAAAAUAUUUCAAAAAUAUUCGUCGAAAAAACAGAAACUAUAAUGAAGAAUUAAAUUAAAAUGUAUUUAUAAUUCUUUACAACAAAAAAAUAAAUUUACUUGAACAUUGAUUUAAAUUGUCAGGAAAGAAGAGGAAGGAAUUUAAAAGGUAAAAUGGUAUGUGUUUUGAAAAUCCUAAAAUCUUUUUUAAGGUUGCAUUUUUUUUCUCUAAAAUUGUCUUUCUGAAAGUUAUAAGGAGCAAAUUAAAAAAAUAGCUGAAUUUUUUUAAACAGGUAAAAUAUUUUCUUGGAUUUUCAAAUUCUAUUUGAGUUUUGUCUCUCGUAGAAUUAAAAAUGUCGAGCAAAGCGAGACCAGCUUGCUAGUACAUAAUUAAAAUUAAAAAAAUAGAGGCAGCUCACUGGUAAGUGCUGCUAUUUGAGCUAUUUUUAGAACAGGCCAGCGGGCGACUCAUCUGGUCCUUACGGGCUACCUGGUGCCCGUGGGCACCGUGUUGGUGACCCCUCUGCUAGGCUAUAGGUUCGCAGCUACCCAACAGCUAAGCACACAAUAGCACACAAGCUAGACAUGCGUAAUAAUAACUGCACAUUUGUCAACGUAAGUAUCAAAUAGUUGCAUAUUACAAUUACAGAACGUAUCCAGUCACAAAUAUGCCUUUAAUACCUACAUCGUUAGUUUUGGCGAAUUUUACUUGAUUCGCCGCUGAAGUCCUGUCAAUAUCGGUAUCGGAAGUGAAAAGGUUGUAUCGGGACACCCCUAUAUCAUUUCUAAUUAUGACACAUGUUCAGUUUUUUUCAGAUAAACUGCAAUAUUGGGCUCGCUGAUGCAGAUUCCUGCACAUUUGGGAGCUUAAAAACCCACAUUUUGUCUCUCCUGCUAAAUUCCACGCUUAUAAUUCAUGGCUGUGAGGUAAUAAAACAUCGGAAUCAUGCAGUGCAUAUACUAUAUAUUUUUUUUGUUGUUGUGACUUGACCAGUAUUAUUUUGUAUUAUUUACUGCGUUAGAACUAGAAUUGCACUUUUCAAGGAAGCGUUCCCGUACAGAAAGGCCGAAACACUGAUGCUAAUCACUUCAUACAGUGGGGCAAAAAAAUAUUUAGUCAUCCAGCGAUUGUGCAAGUUCUCCCACUUCAAAUGAUGACAGAUGUCUGUCAUUUUCAUCAUAGGUACACUUCAACUGUGACAGACAGAAUGUGACAAAAAAAAUCCAGGAAUUCACAUUGCAGGAAUUUUAAAGGAUUUAUUUGUAAAUUAUGGUAGAAAAUAAGUAUUUGGUCAAUAACAAAAAUUCAACUCAAUACUUUAUGUAGUCAGAUGAAACCAAAAUAGAACUUUUUGGUAUAAACUCAACUGGUGGUGUUUGGAGGAAGAAGAAUACUGAGUUGCAUCCCAAGAACACCACACCUACUGUGAAGCAUGGGGGUGGAAACAUCAUGCUUUGGGGCUGUUUUUCUGCUAAGGGGACAGGACGACUGAUCCGUGUUAAGGAAAGAAUGAAUGGGGCCAUGUAUCGUGAGAUUUUCAGCCAAAACCUCCUUCCAUCAGUGAGAGCUUUGAAUGCUUGACCAAAUACUUAUUUUCCACCAUCAUUUACAAAUAAAUUAUUUAAAAUUCCUACAAUGUGAAUUCCAGGAUUAUUUUUUCCACAUUCUGUCUGUCACAGUUGAAGUGUACCUAUGAUGAAAAUGACAGACCUCUGUCAUCAUUUGAAGUGGGAGAACUUGCACAAUCGCUGGCUGACUAAAUACUUUUUGGCCCCACUGUAUUGUUGCCAGGUGUAAAAAAAAAAAAAAAAAAAAGGGUGAUUAUUAAGGGUGUGGGGAAAAAAAUCGAUUUGAAUACGAAUCACGAUUCUCACGUUGUGCGAUUCAGAAUCGAUUCUCUUUUUUUUUUUAUAAUCGAUUUAAACAUUUUUAUCAAUCCAACAAAAGAAUACACAGCAAUACCAUAACAAUGCAAUCAAUCCAAUUCCAAAACCAAACCUGAGCCAGCAACACUCAGAACUGCAAUAAACAGAACAAUUGAGAGGAGACACAAACACCACACGGAACAAACUAAAAGUAGUGAAACAAAAUUGAAUAUUAUCAACAACAGUAUCAAUAUUAGUUAUCAUUUCAGCAUAGCAGUGAUUAAAAAUCCCUCAUUGACAUUAUCAUUAGACAUUUAUGAUAAAAAGAACAAUAGUGUCACAGUGGCUUACACUUGCAUGGCAUCUCAUAAGCUGGACAACACACUGUGUCCAAUGUUUUCACAAAGAUAAAAUAAGUCAUAUUUUUGCUUCCUUUAAUAGUUCAAACAAAUUUACAUUAUUGCAAUCAGUUGAUAAAACAUUGUCCUUUACAAUUAUAAAAGCUUUUUUUUAAAAAUCUGCUAGCAUGUCAGCAGACUGGGGUAGAUCUGCUGAAAUCUACGUAUUGAAUGAAUAUAGAAUCGUUUUGAAUCAGAAAAAUAUCGUUUUUGAAUCGAGAAUUGCGUUGAAUCGAAAAAAAAACGAUAUAUAAUCGAAUCGCCACCCCAAAAAUCGAUAUUGAAUCGAAUCCUGGGACACCCAAAGAUUCGCAGCCCUGGUGAUUUUUAUCGUUAUUUCUGUCUUCAUUAGAUUGUACACGCCAGCGACCUUUUUCGCAACUCGCCACAUUCCCGCCGCGUCCUGUUCAUGUUUUGACCUCUUUUUCCCCCCGCGAUUCCUUCCCGAAAGCUUCAGAAAGUACGUUUGCGGCGCAGCUUUAUGCAAACUCCAGCUAGCUAAACAUUAACCUAACGGCAUGCAGGCACUUUCCAGAUGUCAGAAGGUCCUCCAAAACCAACACUGUUUCGUAGUGUUUGCAAACUACCGUAUUUCCUUGAAUUGCCGCCAGGGCGCUAACUGAUUUAAAACCUCUUCUCACUCCUGCGCUUACCAAAGGCAUGUGGUAAAAGUAAGCAUGCGCUAAUUAUUUUAAAACCUUUUCUCAAUCCGGCACUUACCAAAGGCAUGCAGUAAAAAUUUGAGUGUGAUGUAAGCUUGGACCUUAAAUCCUACUGAAUAGCUCUUGAUCUUCUUCCCUUUAUGCGAUUUCAAAUUACCGGUAUUGAAAUCAGCCUCCUCUAUUUUGAAAAUGUUGACAUGGGAAGUGUCACAAGUUUGACCAGGCCGUAAUACUAAGCAUGUGCUAAUUAUUUUGCGAAGCGAGUUUGACCCUGCGGAAAUUCAAGGAAAAUAUGGUACGUCUAGUCGCUCCAACUAGUGGUGAAAUUGGUGAAUUACACUUUCAUCCGACCGUGUUGGUUUUUGUCGAGGUGUUCCUGACAAAUUGGCAAGUGAAUGUUUUUAUAUCUAUAAGGGAGUAUUAGAGGCAUAAUUUAAACUUUCCCGGUGUCAUUAUUGUGUUUUUUUUUUUUUUGGGUGUUUUGGCUGUCAUUGUCUUUAGGAGAAGAAAAAUGUGUUUAGCGGGCAGGAAGGUCCUCUUGCGCUGGAGUCCCGUGAGAGUGAGAAUAAUUCUUUUUUGGGGGGUUCAGAGGGAGAAAAGAGUACCUCGUGUGAAUCGACGACUGCUGCAUGUGUUUGUCGCUUUGUGUAAGUCCGGCAAAAGGACCAAAAUAUUCAGUAUUAUCAAAUAAAAACAAACUUUCAAAGGA